This is a messenger RNA of Fomitopsis serialis, 1251 nucleotides long. RefSeq lists its product as uncharacterized. The coding region runs from base 323 to 1204 and encodes 293 amino acids. The record is from RefSeq and is a predicted model, not a curated record. NCBI's taxonomy places the organism in Eukaryota, Fungi, Basidiomycota, Agaricomycetes, Polyporales, Fomitopsidaceae. The transcript is spliced from 4 exons.
GGGGAGGGUGUCUUGGACUAUACCGGCCAGAAGAUGACGGCUCUCACCGACAAGGCCCAUUUCCGCCCUAGCCAUUGCUGCCCCAUCGACGUUGCAACAUCGUCGCUCACGAGCCUCGUAGAGCUCGACGAGGAAGCAGGCGAAUGAUCGAACCUAGCGAAGUGAGACUGCACACUUGCAUGUGCAACGCGACGUACCGGUUGUGUGUCGCAUGGACGGCUGGGGGACUACUGGUCGACACCCUCCUUGAGAGCGCUGCCCGCUCCAAUAAACAUUGGCAUAAGUAUGCGAAAAGGGUUGCCUGCAGAUCGUAAGGUAGUUCAUGCAUGAUGAGUACGAGUGUGCCGCCAUUGGUCAGUGCUCGAGGGUGAGCGUGAGCGCAGCGUUGACCAAGCGCCUGCAUAUAUGGACCUCGUCGCGUACCUGGGCAGCGACCACCCACACACGCCAGGAGGCACGGCCAGAGCACCGAGUAAGUACCAGAGCAUCGGACAGAGCGACAACGACCCCAGAGAGCGAAGACUACCAGCACCAACGAGGAAACCAUCAUUCCAGUAUCGAGAUGCCAGUGAUCAGUCAACUGCGUCCGUUCCGCUUCAUCGAUAACGCAACGAAGCGAUAUGCAAGGGCCUACAAGCAGGCACUGGCCCAGUUCGAGGGUGCAUCGUUCGUCGAGAAGGGGGUGAUCUGGCGCAAGCUUGUCCAGAAGUUGGACAGAGAGUGGAUGAUCUUCAUGAGGAUUGCGGGCGCAUGCGCAACGUCAGUCAUAGGGCUGCUAUCGACGUCGAGCAUCCCAUCGGGUCCACUCACCUUCGCUUUCGGGAUGGUGUGCGUCGAAGCAUCUGCCUUCUGUUUCGCAUACUGUGUGGUGUAUCGCAUUUACAUGCCGCGUAUGAAUGAACACCUGCGAGGCUUCGACUGGUUGGCGGAAUCGAAGGCGGUCCCCGACUCCUCAUGGAAGUCGGCCCCGCGACUACUCACGGUGCCCGCGGGGUGGAUGGCAUGUGCUACAGUGACCUUCGUGGCGUUCCUUCUGACCGAGCUGUGGGUGGGCAUAGGAGGAGAUUCGGUGGCCCAGUCUCGCAAAGGGAGUGUCGUGCUGUCUGCGAUAGCGACGAUCGAACUCGUUGGGGGCUUGAUCCAGGCAGCCUUCGUCAUGCCCGCCUUCAUGAGGUUGUACAAGCCCGUCGACAGUCUUGUCUAGCAGACGAUAUCCCCCUUUUCUGUCGUUCUGCAGGACGGCUUGCGUUU